Didymodactylos carnosus is the source of this 531-nucleotide messenger RNA. Lineage: Eukaryota; Metazoa; Rotifera; Eurotatoria; Philodinida; Philodinidae. The record is from the annotation of a GenBank genome assembly.
AUGGUGGCCGUUGAAUUAAUUGAAAGUUUAUAUGCAAUUCAAACAACAAAACUAGAAGCAGGAAGUGUUGAACGUGUUGAUGAUUGUUGUCCACAACAUUUAGUGCCGUUUGAUUGUAUUAAAAAAUUAGGUGGCAUAUGUCAUGCUGCCGACUAUCCAAAAACGACGGGAGACUGUAAUCCAACAGCUUGUAAACCAUUUGCCUCGUUUAAUAAAGUUACACAACUUAAAUCGAAGAAUGAAGAUGAUAUGGUUACCAUUAUUCAAGAGUCACCUUUAUUUGUCGGUAUUGAUGCCAGUGAAGCUUCAUUUCAAUUUUAUACUUCUGGCAUAUAUGAAGAUAGUGCGUGCAAUCAAACUGAAAUAGAUCAUGCUUUACAACUAGUUGGAUAUGGUAAAACAGUAGCAGGUGACUUAUAUUGGAUAUGUAAAAAUAGCUGGGGUCAAACAUGGGGCGAAAAUGGAUACAUUCGAAUUUUACGAGGAAAAAAUAUGUGUGGCAUCGCUACCUUAGUACUUCAAGUUUCUUAA